AUAAUUAUACAAAAGUAAAGCCACAAAUUCACCCGCGUAUCUAAACGAACACCUCAGAUCUAUUUAGGUUCUUGCGCGCUAACGUGCGCCAACUUCCAUCACUUCUGUCCGCCAUGGCCGCACGAGACGACCACCACCAUAACCACGUAAAGAAAAUCCCUCUCUUCCCUCUCCUCUCUCUUCUCUGCUUCGCUUCCAUCUUCCUCGUCCUCUCUCUCUCCAGGAAAACCUCCUCCAAUCCUUUACUCUCCCACCAGAGCUUCCAAUUCGGACAAAACCCUGUAACCGACCCCCGUGUGGCCCUGAGUGGAUCCUGCGACUACUCGGACGGGGUGUGGAUCUACGACCACGAGCCGAGGCCGGCGAGGUAUGAUGGCUCGUGCAAGGAGAUAUUCAAGGGCUGGAAUUGCAUUUCCAACAACAAAUCCAACGGUUGGGAACUCACCAAGUGGCGGUGGAAGCCCCGUCGCUGUGACCUCCCGCUGUUCGAUCCCGUUUACUUUCUUGAGAAGUACAGCAACACCAACAUCGGGUUUGUUGGGGAUUCCUUAAAUAGAAACAUGUUCGUUUCUCUGUUCUGCACUCUGAAACGUGUUUCCAGUGAAGUGAAGAAGUGGCGGCCAGCUGGUGCUGAUCGUGGAUUUACUUUUCUUCACCAUAAUCUUACCAUCGCAUAUCACCGCACAAAUCUUUUGGCUAGCUACGGUAGGUGGUCGGCUAAUGCUAAUGGUGGUAUGUUGGAAUCUCUUGGAUUUAAAGAGGGUUUUAGAGUCGAUGUUGAUGUUCCAGAAGACACGUGGGCAGGGGCACCAGCCUUCCAUGAUAUUCUGAUUUUUAACACAGGACACUGGUGGUGGGCUCCUUCAAAAUUUGACCCUGUGAAGUCACCCAUGCUUUUCUUCAAGAAGGGUCUCCCUGUCAUACCUCCAAUACCACCUGAUGUUGGCCUGGAUAUGGUUUUAAAGCACAUGGUCCUAUUCAUAGAGAAAAAUUUGCGACCUGGUGCUAUCAAAUUCUUUCGUACACAAUCACCUAGACAUUUUGAGGGAGGUGACUGGAACCAAGGUGGUACUUGUCAGCGGCUACGGCCUUUGUCGCCAGAGCAGGUUGAAGGACUCUUCUCUCUCAAGAAUAAUGGAACAAAUGUGGAGGCACGUCUAGUGAAUCACCACCUAAAGAAAGCCCUUGAACAGUCUGGUUUCCAUAUUUUGGACAUAACACACAUGAGUGAGGUUAGAGCAGAUGCCCACCCAUCCACAUCUGGCGGAAAAAAACAUGAUGAUUGUAUGCACUGGUGCUUACCAGGAAUUACUGAUACUUGGAAUGACCUGUUCAUGAAGCAUCUAAACAAUAUUAAGUUUAGAGAUUGAUAUGUUAAUUUUAUUCAUUUUGAGUUUGCAUUCUCUCUUGGUUAUGCACUAUUUUUUGUACAAAUAUAGAAUUCCUUAGGAAUGGAUGUGUUUGUUACUGUGUUUCGGUGGUA
Molecule: messenger RNA, 1483 nt
Organism: Juglans microcarpa x Juglans regia
Lineage: Eukaryota; Viridiplantae; Streptophyta; Magnoliopsida; Fagales; Juglandaceae
Product: protein trichome birefringence-like 13
Exons: 6
Coding region: 114-1370 (418 amino acids)
Cellular component (GO): Golgi apparatus
Molecular function (GO): O-acetyltransferase activity
Source: RefSeq, a predicted model, not a curated record